Hippoglossus stenolepis (Pacific halibut) is the source of this 3569-nucleotide messenger RNA. It is a transcript of the gene mmrn2a, whose product is annotated as multimerin 2a. NCBI's taxonomy places the organism in Eukaryota, Metazoa, Chordata, Actinopteri, Pleuronectiformes, Pleuronectidae. Gene Ontology annotation, molecular function: protein binding. The record is from RefSeq and is a predicted model, not a curated record. Bases 9 to 3041 code for a protein of 1010 amino acids. The transcript is spliced from 11 exons.
GAGCAGACAUGACAGCGGUGGGGGAGCUGCUGCUGGUGCUGGGUUUACUGGUGAGCGCUCACUGUGAGGUGAGGGCACGAGACCCCGAGGUGGAGGAGGAGGAGGAGGAGCUGGGAGGAAGAGCAGGAGGAGGAGGGGGAGGAGGAAUGGGAGUGGGGGGUCUUGGGACGUUUCACCAGGAGGCCACGGAGACCCCCCCACUGGGAGAGAGAGAGAACCUACUAGCCCGAAUCGGGAACAGGUGUAAAUUUGUGCAGAAGCGUGUGGUAACAAUGGUGGUGGUGUGUGGAACAGAGAAGUACACCAUCAAGUCUCAGAGUCCCUGUCUGAGCGGGACCCCCGACUGUCAGCUGGUCAUGUACAAGCUGUCCACCCGACCUCUCUACACACAGAAGCAGAAGGUCCACACCACUCUGCAGUGGCGUUGCUGUCCGGGACACGUUGGAGACAACUGUGAGGAAACAGUCCCUGAUGCUCUGCUGGAUUCUGGAGGCUCGGGUCCGACCGGAGAAUCUGAAACAGAGAGAGUCGAGCUCCUCACUCCAGACGUGCAGCUCCAGCUCGGCGACCCGAACCGUGAACAGAACGACCACCAGGCAUCUCUCGGCGAACUGCCUGACGCCAGCAACGCAAACAACCAACGCAACACCACGCACACUGCCCAAGAUAAACGACAAGAGCAGCAGUACUUGUCUGAAGCCCCUGCUGCCCUUUCCCACAUGAUGGCGCUGGUCAUGUCCCAGCUGCAGCCGCUCCUGCAGGGCUUCAACUGCUCGCUGGAGCACCUGAGCCGCCAGGUGGGGGACCUGGCCCGAGACGUGGCCCAGCUGAAGAGCAGCCAGCAGGGGGCGGAGCUGCAGGCGAGGGUCCUGAAGGAGCCCAGGCAUGACGAGGCGGCGGACGAGCGCCUGGAGGCCAAGCUGGACGAGGUUUCUGAGCACAUCAGGGAGGUUCGGGCGCAGAUGGCCGGUCAGCGGACGGACAUGGAGAACAGGCUGCACUCCCAGCAUGCAAUGCUGCACUACAACCUCACCUGCUUUAAGACGGACAUCGACAUGAAGCUGAAACGCCACCAGAAGAUGCUGCAGGUCAGCCUGCAGGCGAUGAACGCCACGCUGUCGGAGCUGAAGGUCGACCAGGAUGAGAUCACAGAGACGCUGCUGGACGAUCAGCUCCCUCGUCCCUCCCUGCACCCCCCCCAACCGCCGCCGCCCUCAGACUCCUCCUCUCUGUGGGAGGCCAUCGAGCGACUGGACAACAUGGUGGUCAACAACACGGUGAAGGUGACUGGGCUGAUGGAGGACAUGGACGUGACCUCGGGGAGCGUCCAGCGGCUGAGGAUGGACUUCACGCAAAUGGAGAAGCUGAUCAACCAGACGGCCCGAAACAGUAUGAUCCUGUUCAUGCAGACGGGGCUGGAGGUGGAGGACGCCAAGGUGGGGGUGCUGAGGCGGGUGGAGGAGCUGACGGCGAACCUGACGCAGCACAGUAAGCAGCUGCAGGAGGUGGACGUACACAUAGACUACCUGUACGACGCCCUCUACCAGAACCACUCAGCCGCAAACUGCGACUGCAGCGGGCUGACGGCCGCCGUGGCUCGGCUGGACAGGAGCGUUGCCAACGUGACGGCGCUGGCUAACGAGAACAAAAUGGCUCUGGACGAGAACAACGAGGGAGAGCUGGAGCAGAUGGGCAGGGCCAGCAACUGGGAGCCGGCGGUAGAAGCAAUUCAACAUGACCUCCAACAGGUGAAGGAGUCUCUGGUCUGGGAGCAGAGCAGGACCAGGACUCUGGACGACACCCUGACCCGGCUGGACAGCUCGCUGACGGACGUCCAGGCCGAGGUCAGCGGUCUGAAGGAGCGGGAAGAGAAGCUGAAGGAGUGGAAGAACCGUCUGUCGGGCUCCUUCAACUCUCUGCUCAAAGACGUCAUUCGACACAGCGACGUGCUGGAGCUGCAGCUGGGGGAGGAGGUGCUGGAGUUCCUGGAGUGGCCCUUCCAGGACCAGGAGGCCAACUCCAUCCCGGCCCUGAGGAAGCAGCUGAGGCACCUGCAGAAGCAGCUGAGCAGUCACAACCGGAGCAUCACGUCGCUGCUCAACAGCAGGACAGGAAGUGGAGAGGAGGUGCCGUCUGCUGACCAGCCCUCCUCCUCACACCUUCCCCCCGACCACUGGCCUCCUGGUGAGAUGAGCGACGCUGGAGAAGCGGCCAGGGAGCGACAGCUUCUCCUCCAACCUGUUGGGAGGCAUCAGGAGCUGGGAGGAGACGGCAGCGAUCUGUGGAACCUGGAGAAAACGGUGGAGGAGCUGGACCUGAAGGUGCAGCAGCUGGAGGAGAAACCCUGCCCCUGCCCCACCACCUCCACUCAGAGGGAGGUGCAGCCCGGGGGUGAGGACGCCAAGCUGCAGGCGGAGGUGACGUGGCUGAAGAGAGGCCUGGAGGAGCACCUGAGGGUGUUCAAGAACGUGUUCAGCAACGCAGACGUGCUGGUGGGAUCCGAGGCCACGCUGGAGCUCGACAAACUGCUGCAGCUGGUGCAGAACCGAGACGGGAAGAAAGAGAACAGGAAGAAAGGAGGAAGAAGAAAGGAGGGAUCAGGAAGAGGAGGAGACCAUCGAAACAAGAGGGAUUCAUUUGGCGUUCCUGUGCUGUCCGACCAAUCAGAAGACUCCCUGAUGUUUGUGGGUGGAUCUCCUCUGAGCCUCGCGGACAGCGUCAUCACAUUCGAUGCGUCUCUGAACCGGGGUCAGUUUCAUUCGGACUCCGGCACCUUCACGGCUCCAGUGGGCGGGCUCUACCUGUUCAUCCUCACCUUGGACCUGAGGCCGGGCCCCGCCCACGUGGUCCUGCAGAGGGCGUCGGGCGGAGCUCCGGCGUCUCUACACCGACGGGCGGUGGCAGAGGCGGGGCCUGCUACAGGUGUGAGCCUCCUGCUGCUGAGGGAGGGGGAGGAGGUGAGGCUGGAACUGAGGGGAGGAGCGUGGGUGGAGUCAAAGGACAAUGUGUUCACUGGGUUGCUGCUCCAAAGGACCACCUGAGGGCGCUGUGCUGCGAUCAGAUAACUGCUGGAGGACAAUGAGAGAAAAAACUUUUUGUUCGGUGUUUCCUGAUGGUUACGCUUCACUCUGAUUCGCUGCCGACGCUGCUCGCUCACUUCUACCAGAGGUUUUAAAGACGUGACAUCAGAUCAGCUGCUUCUCUCUUAGGAUAAAAAAACACUUGUGGCUACGUCAGCGUCUGGAAAACUGAGCUGAGCUUCAUUUAUCAAAGAGGAAUUCUGCUCUGAAAUCUACGUCAGAAAGUUUUGUUGAAUCCCUUCUUAGGAAAAAUAGUUUUUUUUAAAAGGGAAUUUAUAUUUUAACAUAUUUUACAUGAGAAGAAAAUAUUUGUUAUGUAAAGUCACGAGUGUGUGAUGUUUGUAAAGUGCCAAUAUUAUUCUGUAAAAACACACAGAGCAGUAUAUAUUUAUAUAAACCAACAGCUGAGCCGGAUUUGUGUGGAAAUGAGAUGAAAGUGUUUUCACAAUGAAAAGAUGUGUCACAAAAUAAAAAAGUUUUAUCUACAAA